This is a messenger RNA of Gracilinanus agilis (Agile Gracile Mouse Opossum), 863 nucleotides long. RefSeq names its product chromatin accessibility complex subunit 1 (gene CHRAC1). Gene Ontology annotation, cellular component: CHRAC; nucleus. The coding region runs from base 77 to 493 and encodes 138 amino acids. The transcript is spliced from 3 exons. Gene Ontology annotation, molecular function: protein heterodimerization activity. NCBI's taxonomy places the organism in Eukaryota, Metazoa, Chordata, Mammalia, Didelphimorphia, Didelphidae. The record is from RefSeq and is a predicted model, not a curated record.
GGGGCCGCGGCGGCGGCUGGAGCAUUAAUAGUGGCGGCCGCGCAAUUUCUGCCGCUGCCGGGGUGGGGGCGGCAAGAUGGCGGACGGGUUUGGCGGCAAAGAGAAAUGCAGCGACCAGAGGUUGGUCUCGCUGCCCUUGUCUCGCAUCCGGGUGAUCAUGAAAAGCUCCCCCGAGGUGUCCAGCAUCAAUCAAGAGGCGCUGGUGCUCACGGCCAAGGCCACGGAACUCUUUGUUCAGUAUCUAGCCACCUAUUCCUAUAAACAUGGCAGUGGAAAGGAGAAGAAAGCACUUAUUUACAGUGAUUUAUCAAAUACUGCAGAAGAGUCGGAAACCUUUCAAUUUCUUUCAGAUAUAUUACCAAAGAAGAUUUUAGCCAGCAAAUACCUGAAAAUGCUUAAGGAAGAGAAGGGGGAAGGAGAAGAAGAUGAAGAAGAGGAAGAAGAGGAGGAGGAAGAAGACGAUGAGAGUGAGGAUGAAGAAGCUGAAUCUUAAAACAUAAAAGCAAUAUUAUAAUUAGCCUAAAUUGUGCUACCAACCCUACUCAGGCCCCUUUCUCCUAAAUAAAGUACAGAGCUGUUCCAUUUCAUCCCCAUACAGAAUUUUAUAUCCAGUCCAUUAAUCCAUUUCAGCCUGAGGAAAAUUUACUUGGUUUGCAUUACAUUUGAAGGUAUCACUAAGCUGCGUAUUUAUUCUAAUAUCUUAUUUGUCUUAUUAAACAUUGAACUUCUACAUCCUUAAGGGAAAUAAACAUGAAAUGCUUAUCUUUUUAAUUGAUAUAGAUUUAAGGUCUAGUGAUAGUAAAUGUAAAUUAAUAUAUGUAUAUUAUGAAAUUAUUUUACUUGUGGACCAUACUCAUUUUCAG